Messenger RNA from Plasmodium adleri (nom. inval.), 5313 nucleotides. Its product is annotated as conserved Plasmodium membrane protein, unknown function. NCBI's taxonomy places the organism in Eukaryota, Apicomplexa, Aconoidasida, Haemosporida, Plasmodiidae. The record is from RefSeq and is a predicted model, not a curated record. The transcript is spliced from 2 exons. The coding region runs from base 1 to 5313 and encodes 1770 amino acids.
AUGGACCUGUAUCAAGAAGAAAUAUACAAUAGAGCAAAUAUAAAUGUGAGCGUUAUCGUUCAUGAUAAUAUAAAAGAUGUUAUAAUAAAAAAUCUUGAGAAUAAUAUGACCGAUAAGAAUAUAAUAAUAAAUAAUUAUAAUUAUAAUGAUAUUAUCAAAAUUAAUAAUAUACCAAAUGAUAAUAUUAAAGAUGAGGAAAAAGGAAUAUUAUCCUUAUGGUUAAAAAAAAUAAAAGUGGUAUCAUCUGUUAUAAUUUUAUGUGUUGACUGGCAACAUAUAUAUAGUCAACAUAAGAUACAGUCUAAUUCAAAAGAUACUAUUGAAAAUGAAAAUAUGAAUAAAGAAAGGAGAGGUAGUAGUUAUUAUAUUGAUAAGGAAGGUAUUAUAAAUGAAGGGAUAUACAACAUGGGUGAUAUAAAUAAUUAUGAUAAUAUAAAUAAUUAUAGUAACCCCAAUAGCUUUAAUAAUAUGAAUAAUUCAUGUGAGGGUCUUAAUAUGGAUGAUAAUAAAUUAUGUUAUGUACAGAAUGAAGAAUAUAUGAAUAAAAUAAACAAAGAAUUAUUAAAUCGAAUUGAAGAAAUUAAUAAAAUAAUAUUGAAACGGAAAAAGGUUUGUAAGAUAAUUUUAUUAGUUAUACUACCAGAGAAUACAAAAAAUACAGAAGAUUAUAUUAAACAUAUAAGUAAGUUGAAUUGUGAGAAUAUUAGUGCUAUAUUUAUUACAUUGGGUUUAAAAGAAAUACAUAAUAAAAUAAAAAAAUUAGAUAAUUUACUAAAAGAUUGUGUUACUAGUUUUUUUAAACAAUAUAUAAUAAAUUAUGAAAGGAAAAGUAAUAUAAAUUUAUUAUCAUUUUUUAAAUAUAAUUUUAAAAAAGCAUAUAUAUUAGAAAUGUUAGAAAAAUAUGAUGAGAGUAUGAAAAUAUAUGUAAAUAUAUGUAAAGUAUUUUAUGAACAUAUUGGUAAUAAUAUUUUUUCAGAUGUAUUACAAUAUUUUAAUUAUGUUAUAUUUUUUAAUUGUGUAAGUAUACGUAUGAUAUAUAUAUAUUUGUAUUUUAAAGACAUAAAGAAAGGUAUACAUCAUAUAUAUACUCAUAAUAAGAUAAUACAAUUAACAUUAAUGGAGAAUCAAACUAUGACAAAUGAGGAAAAUCAAAUGGUUCAAGAAUUUUUUAAUAUAUUUAAUAAAUAUAAUGAUAAGAAAGAAAAUAAAUUUUUUGUAAAUCAAAUAAAAUACAAAAAAAAAAAUGAUAAUAAUAUUAAUAUUAAUAGUAGUAAUAAUAGUAAUAAUUUUUGUUAUAGUGAUGAUGAAGAAAAAUUAUUAUUAUUAUCAUAUAUAAAUAAAUUAAAAGAAAAGAAUUUAGACAUCUUAUUAUUAUUAUAUAAUAAGAUAUUAAAAGAAUAUUUAUAUUAUAAUUUACUUUCUUGUGUGUAUUUUUAUUUUUAUCGAAUUAUUAAAAAUUUUCAAAUAUAUAUACAAGAUAUAGUACUCUAUGGUAUAUAUUGUUGUUUUUUUAUAUAUAACAAAAUAAAAGCUGUUAAAAAAAAGGACAACCUUAUAGAGAAUUUCCCACAUUCUUAUAUCAUAUAUUUUAAAAUGGAUAGUAUUUCAUUUUUAUAUGAUUUUAUAUUAAAUUUUUUGAUUGAAUUAUAUCGUAUAAUAAAGAUAAAUCAAAUAAAUAGUUUAUCAUUAAUUAUUUUAUAUUUUUUAUGUACUAUAUAUUAUGAGCAGAAAAAAUAUUUAUUUUGUGUCUUCUUACUUUUACAAUUUUUUACACACCAGAAAGAUGAUUUUAUAUUAAACUGGUUGGAUGUGAAAUAUUUAAAGGAAGAGAAAUAUGACAAGGGUGAAUUCUUGUGUAGUCUGAGGAGGUUGAAGUUGGAUAUAGAAUAUAUAAGAGAAAGGAAUAGUGUCGCUUAUGAACCACUGGUAUACUUACUUUUAAAUUCAUUAUCUUUUGUGCUAUAUCAUGAGAAUAUAAAAGUAGAUGUGGAGGAUGAUAAGAAGGAGUUGGAAUUUUUUAAUGUGGAUAAGAAAGAAUAUGAAACAUUAUUUGUUGAGAUAUGUUUUGUUUACUUGAAUAUAUUAAUUAAGAAUAAGAAAAAUAAUGAGAGAGAAGAUUUUAUAAAAUUUUUGAGUAAUUAUUUUGAUAUGGUGAAUUAUAAUUUAUAUAUGAAUAAGGAUAUUAAUUUAUCACUUUGUAAUAUAAAUGUAGAUAUGUUUUAUAUAUUUUUUGAUAAUAAUAGUAAUAGUAAUAGUAAUAGUAAUAGUAAUAGUAAUAGUAAUAGUAAUAAUUUGUAUGUUUUUUUUGAAAUAAAGGAUAUAUUUUUAAAUGAACAUGGUCAUAAUAAUUUUAUAUAUUUGCCUUUUUUUGUAAUUUCAAUAAAUGAUGAUAAAAAAUAUUUUACCUACCAAAUUGAUGAGACAUUUGAAGAUAGAACUUUUUUCUUUUGUAUUAAUACAAAUGAAGAGGAUAUGAUUGAUAAACUUAAUUUGGAUAUACAGAAUGUUAAGAAUAAAAAUAUAAAUGAUAAUAUACAAAAUAAUGAUUCUUAUGUAUGUAAAUUUAUGAAUAGAAAAAAAAAAAAAAGUGUUGUAAGUUUUAUUAUUUCAGAAUGGAAGAAUGAAAUGAAUAUUGAUUAUGUGGACUUAUAUCUUUUUAUAUUUAAUCAAAUUAUAAGAAUUCGUAUUGAUAAAAUAUCUGUUUAUCAUUGUAAGAGGAAGUACAUGGAAUUAUAUAAUGCUGAGAAUCAAAAUGUGGGGACUAAAAAUGAAUAUGACGACAGUUUGGGUGUUCACAAUGUUGAUGUUAAUAGUGUGUAUGAUGGAUCAUGCAAGGAAAACACCAAUGAUAGUAAUAAUAAUAAUAAUAUGAUAAAUUAUGAGAAAGAAAUAAAACAAUCUGAUGAUAAAUAUUCUUUUAUUCCUACACAUAACAUACUUAAUAUAAAUAGCUUGGAUGAAGAAAAAAAAAUCUUCCCAAUAAAAAAUAUGAAUUGCUUAACAAAAAAUAAAUUUGAUUAUUAUAAGUUAAAGGAUGGAAUAUAUAUGAAUAAAUAUGAGAAUAAAAUAAUUUAUAAUAAGGAUAAAUAUUUAUAUAAAAUGUCAUUAUUGAAAUAUAUUAAUUAUUAUAUAUAUUCAAGAAAUGAUAAAUUAUAUUUGAAUGAAUAUAAUAUAUCAUAUAUAUUUAUUAAGUAUUCAACUUAUAUUAAAAAUUUCGAGUUAAAUUUUUCUUAUAUCAUAGAUGAUAUUGAUCAUGUUGACUUUUAUUUAUUGAGCAAUGAGGAAAACGUGAUAAAUAUCCAUAAAAUUAAAAACAGACAGAAUAUAACAUUAAGAGGAAGUAAAGAUAUAUAUAAAUGGUAUAAUAAUGGCAAUGAAACUGUUUUAAAUAAUGAAAAAAAAGAAAAAUAUAAUAUGGAAAAAAUUAAAAAAAAUUAUAUUUACAUGGAUGAUGAUAAUCAAACGGAGGAAAUAUCAGAUUGUGAUAGUAGUAUAAGUAGUGAUACGGAAGAAUAUAAUUCAUAUAGUGAUGAUAAUAAUAAUAAUAUGAAUAAUAUGAAUAAUAUCAAUAAUAUCAAUAAUAAUAAUAAUAAUAACUAUAAUAACAAUUAUUUUAAUACCAAAGAGGAAUUACAAAUUAGUGAGAACUUUUACAAAAUUAUACAUAAAAAUAUAAACAACAAUAUGGAUGAUGAAAAGGAAACUUUGUUUGAUGAGAAUAUAUUUUUUUUUGAAAUUAAAGGAGAUAAAAAAAUGAAGAAUAAUAUAAAAAAAUCAUGUGUGAAAAAAAUAUACGGUCGUAGUAAUUUUAAUAAUAACUGUUAUAUGUUAUAUGAACAAAGGAAAAAUAAAAAAAUGAUGAAAAAAAGAAAUACAAAAGAUGAAAAGUAUGAAAACAAAAUUGGUUAUAAUGAUAAUAUAAAUCAUCCUAAUGGUUAUAUAAGUAAUACUUUAUUUUCAUUUUAUAAAGAUGAGAAAGAAAAAUUAUUAUGUAUACCAUUCAUUAUAAGACCGAGAGAAUUAAAAAAUGUUAAAAUAAGUUUUGAAUUUCUUUUCAAAAAUAUUUAUUUUAAGGAUGAGUUGAAAUAUAAUCUUAAUUAUUUUGUGGAGCCUUCUCUAAUAACAAUGAUGACAAGAAUGAAUUUGAGAAAGGAUGAUGAAGAGAAUUAUUUGAUUCAUAAUGAUAAAGAAAAUAAUAUAGAAGAAGAAAUUAUAUCACAUAAUAAUGAAACUAUUAAAGAGAAUAUAUAUAAUGAUUUAAUAGAUAAAGAUUUGUUUUUUUUCAUAUCAUAUUAUUUAUAUAUACAUAAUAAUAAUAUAAAUAGAAUUGAACUUGUUGAUAUUGAAAAUAUAAGAAUAGAUAAUAUUAUAAAAAUGGAAUAUAAAAAUACUUAUUGUGAUUUUCUUAGAACUAAUAAAAAAUAUUUGAAUAUUAAAUAUCAAUUAAAUUAUGAAAGUUUUUUUUUUCCUUUUAAUAUAAUAUUUAAGAAAUUAAUUUUUACAAAUUUGAUUAAGUUACCAUAUGAAGAUUAUAUAGAAAAUAUAAAUAAUAAAAUGAAUUUACAAAACGAACAUAAGAAAAGUAAAAUAAAAAUAGAUUUAAUAUAUUCAAAAAUUGUAAAAUGUAAUGAAUUAUUUACUAUCCAAGCUGUUAUAACAAAUCAGACAAAUAUAACUGAGGAGAUUAUUAUAUUUUUAUAUGACUUACCAAAAGAAAAAGUAAAAAAAAAAAAAAAAAAAAAAUUAGCUAGCCAAAAUGAGGUAAAAAGAAAAAGUCAAAUGAUUAUUAAUAAAUAUGAUGAAAAAAAAAUAUAUGAAUUUAAUGAAAUAAAUAAAAAUAAUGAUAAUAUAAAAAAUGAUAAUAUAAAAAAUGAUAAUACAAAUUAUGAUAAUAUAAAUCAUGAUAAUAUAUAUAAUGCCAACAUAAAUAAUACUCUUUUUAAUAUUCCUGAUUAUGAAUCAUCAUCAUAUGAUUAUACUUCAUCUUCAUCAUCUUAUUCUUCAUACAACAUGGAAAAUUUAAUAAACCAAGAUGAAUAUCUUUUGGAUGAUGAAAAUGUUGAUGUCACAAGAAAUGAUUUACAAAUGAAUAAUAUAUUAAAUAAUGUUUCACAAAAAAAAUAUAUCAUAUCAGGAAUUCGAAGUAUGAAAAAUAUUCUGUUACCAUAUCAGACCUUACAUAUAGAUUGGUCUUUCAUACCUCUUACAUAUGGACAUAUAACACUACCUAAUAUUUUAAUAAAAAGAAAAACAAAAGUAAAAAAUAAUGUUAAUGUAUUUGCUUCAAAGGAUAUUCAAAUAAUAGUCAUAUGA